AUGGGCAGCGCUGGACGGGGGUCUGCAGCCGGAGCUGGUGGACAGCCAUCCCAUAAUAUACUGGAACCUGCUCUGGUAUUUCCGGCGCCUGGGCCUGCCCAGCAACCUGCUGCAGCUGGUGCUGGCCUCCCAGCACCUCCAGCCCGCGCCCCAGGGAACAGCGCUGUCCGGCCUCAGUCCUGGCGCUGCCCCAGCAGCCCCUUCUCGCUGGCGUUCCUGGAGGCCGUGCUGAGCCAUGUGGGGCUGGGCGAGAUGCAUAAGGCCAUCGCCCUCUUCCUGCAGACCCUGGCCGCGGAACCCAGCCCCCCGCACCUGCAGAGGAGCGUUUACCGGGAGAUCCUCUUCCUCAUGCUGGCCGCGCUGGGCAGGGACCAUGUCGACAUUGCUGCCUUCGAUAAGAAGUACAAAGCUGCCUACACCAAGGUGGCCAGCAGCCUGGGCAAGGAAGAGCUGAGCAGGCGGCGGGCGCAGCCGCCCAGCUCCAAGGCCAUCGACUGCCGCCGGAGCUUUGGUGCCACACUGGAGUGCUAGGGCCGGGCCACCGGGGGCAGGGCCCAGGACCUCUCCCCCCAGGAAAGAAUUCGGGGACUGAACCGGGUCUUGUAGGGGGAGCGAGCGGUUCCAUGGUGGGUGGGGCAGGCAGGGCAUAGCUGAUACCAAACCAUGCACCCCUCCCUGGAGUUCUUCUGGGAGUUGGGGGGCAGCGCUUGAUGCCCUCUGAGCCGAGGCAGAGUCAGGUGGGACCUGGAGAGCCCCUAGAGCCCCCUGGCACAUCAGCCAGCCCUGCUUCUAGGGGGCAUCUCUACGCUGGGCCCCACCCUGCGGGCUGGGCAGAGAAGCAGGGGCAGCUGCUGCCCAGGCAUAGGGCAGAGAAGUGGGGGGCUGGUCAGGCAGAGUGGAGAUCCUGCUCUGGGCAUAGCCCACCCAGCCCCUCCUGUGCCGACUGGAGUGGGGCCUUUAGUGGCCCUGCUGCUGGCAACUCUCAGCGGCUGCCCUGUGCUGCAGGGAUGGGAUGGACCCCAGGAACCAUGGGUAUGUCUGGGGGGGUCAGCGCUGCUCAGCCCGGCCGGGCGGCUGCCCCCAGUCCCCGGUGCUGUUUGGAGCCUGGCCGGACACGCAGACGAACGGGUGGGCGUCUGUGCAGCCCGCGGCUUCUUCCUCAGAGCGCUCUCUUUUUUUGGACCUUGUCCCAGGGGGUCCCCCAGGGGCAGUUGGUGGUGUUUUUUUUUUAACGUCUGUGUUAAUAUAUUUUGUAAUUUAUUUAUUCUCCCCUCGGCCGCCGUUAGCUUGUGCUGUAACCGCUGUGCUGGUGCCAUGCGCUCCGGGCCCCACGGCCCCCCAGUGUCUCCUGCUGGAGCAGGUGGGGGACACCCUGGGCUACCGUGGGGCUGGGUCGCUGCGCCCUGCCCUGCUCCCCAGCUCACUCUGUCCUGCACUGGAAGCUGUUUCUCUCCCCACCUGCGGUUGGGAAGGGGGCAGUGUGGGGCACUGAGGGGGACAUGUGGGGGCUCCUCAUGCUCUGGUACCUGUGCCCCCCUUGCUCUGGGGCUCACACUGUGCAAUAUGCCGUCACGCCCCCCCCCCCUUUGUUUCGUUUGGGUUUUUGUUGGGUCUGUAAAUAAAACCGCUUCAGUAUUUUC
This is a messenger RNA of Chelonoidis abingdonii (Abingdon island giant tortoise), 1640 nucleotides long. Lineage: Eukaryota; Metazoa; Chordata; Testudines; Testudinidae. The record is from RefSeq and is a predicted model, not a curated record.